Molecule: messenger RNA, 918 nt
Organism: Aegilops tauschii subsp. strangulata
Lineage: Eukaryota; Viridiplantae; Streptophyta; Magnoliopsida; Poales; Poaceae
Source: RefSeq, a predicted model, not a curated record
AUGUGCCGCCCCAGCGCCGGCCACUGCCUCCGCCACUCGCCGCCGUCGCCUUGUCGCCUCCCGUCGCGGGCCUCGCCGGAGACCGCGCCCCGGCCAGCCCCCUCCUUCCCCGGCGGCCUCCCGAGCUCCGGCCGCCCUUCUGCUCCGGCUGCUGGCAAGAAGCUUGAGGCUGACCUCGCUGAUCUUAAGAACCGGCUAAAGAUGCAAGAGCUGGAGACCCGGAAGGUGCAGGAGUUCUUCGACAACCUGUCGGAGAAGUACGUCCAUGCCGAGCCGCUGCUCAUCCAGGACACCUCCCAAGUGGAGCUGGAUUACAUCGCCGCCAGGGCGGCGGAGGCAGAGCUCGCCAAGGAAGCCGGCAGCGCCGGCCACGUGGGGGACGAGGCCGAGGCUGCCGCGGAGGAGAAGGAGCUUGUCGGAUGGGAGGAGUCCACUGGGGAGGCCAGCAGCACCGACAACGGGGCCCCUCUCAUUGAAGACGUGGUCGAUGAGUCGACCGAGGAGGAGGCCGAAGCUGACGAUCCUCCGGCCUUGGAGAAAAAGCGUGUCCUGCGGCGGGCCAGCUCCGGGCCCUCCUCGGCGGACCAGGAGGAUAUCGACACCGUCAUCGGGGAGGUCGCCAGGGACGCCGAGGCCGAGGCUGAGAAGAUCGCCGCUGAGGAGGCCGCCAAGACUGCUGCUGAGGAUGCCGCCAAGGGGCCCAACGAGGAGGCAGGGAUGGCGAGCACCAGGACGCCCGUCGAGGGGGAGGUGUUCGACGACGAGGUUCUCGCCGCCGCCGGUCUUGAAGCAAAGUCCAAGAUGGCGCCGGUGGACAAGGCGGAGGCAGAUCUCACGGGACGCGUUUCCGAGACCCAGGCCUGGUUCCGCCAGGCCCACGAGGAGUUGAAGGUCGCCCAGGAUCUGCUGGCCGAGUGA